Fundulus heteroclitus (mummichog) is the source of this 2041-nucleotide messenger RNA. Its product is annotated as pyridoxal (pyridoxine, vitamin B6) phosphatase. The transcript is spliced from 2 exons. Bases 233 to 1177 code for a protein of 314 amino acids. Gene Ontology annotation, cellular component: cytoplasm. NCBI's taxonomy places the organism in Eukaryota, Metazoa, Chordata, Actinopteri, Cyprinodontiformes, Fundulidae. The record is from RefSeq and is a predicted model, not a curated record. Gene Ontology annotation, molecular function: phosphatase activity.
UGGUCGAUCUGGGCAGGGAGAGCGUGGCCAGACGUCAAUGUUUAUGUGGCUCCUCCGUGUCGGCGUAUGCAACAGCACCAAGGUCCCUGCAAUGUGAUUUUCUGACACCGAUCCGCCACCGCCGCCGCCGCGUUUCAGCUCGCCGUUUUUUCCCGUCCUCGUUAUGCCGCAGCCUCUGACAUGGGGCGCCACUAGCCGGUGAAAGACGGAAGAGACGGAGGAAAACGCCGGAAUGGCUGGCGCCUUUGCCUUCAAAGGCUGCCAGAAAAUCCGCGGUGCGCAGAUCAGGGGUCUGCUCGAAGCGAAGGACUUCUUCCUCUUCGACUGCGACGGGGUCAUCUGGCACGGAGAGAACGCGAUCACGGGCGCCGCGAAGGUGGUGAACGCGCUGAUCCGCCGCGGCAAAAACGUGGUGUUCGUCACCAACAACUGCACCAGGCCCCGGGAGAAUUACGUGAGCAAGUUCACCCGGCUGGGCUUCACCGACGUGAUGCUGGACCAGAUCUUCAGCUCCUCCUACUGCUCGGCCCUCUACCUGAGGGACGUGGUCAAGGUCCGCGGCCAGGUGUUCGUCAUCGGCUGCGAGGGGCUGUGCAGGGAGCUGCUGGAGGCGGGGAUCCCCUGCGUGGAGGAGACGGACGAGCCGGGCGCCACCAUCUACAACUGCGCCCUGGCUCCAGACGUGAAAGCGGUGCUGGUGGGCCACGACGACAAACUGACUUUUCUCAAACUGGCCAAGGCUUCGUGCUACCUGCGGGACCCGGAGUGUCUGUUCCUGGCCACCGACAACGACCCGUGGCACCCGCUGUCAGGCGGGCGCAUCCUGCCAGGUUCUGGUUCCCUCACCGCAGCCAUCGAGGUGGCGUCGGGCCGCAAAGCGACCGUGAUCGGCAAGCCGAGCCGCUUCAUGUUCGAGUGCAUCUCCAGCCAGUUCAGCGGCGUGGAUCCAGCCCAGUGCCUGAUGGUCGGGGACCGGCUGGAGACGGACAUGCUGUUUGGGUCCAACUGCGGCCUGGACACCAUGCUCACCCUCACCGGCGUGUCUCAGAUCGAGGAGGCCCAGGAGUACAGAAACAGUGACCUGGACAGCAACCGCAGCUACGUGCCUGACUACGUGGUGGACACCAUCGCCGACUUCCUCCCAGCCUUUGAGGAAAACGAGGAGCAGAACGAUUGACACGCGACUUGCUUCUGCUGCUCCAGUACCCAGGGCGCCGUCGAGUCUCGCAUCCGCACAAAAAUGUUACUGUUGAUGAUUGGGGUGGGUUAAAAAAAAAAAAAGCCGUUUAUGUCGUGACCAACGCACACGUAGGACUCAUAGCUGUGAAACUAUUAAUCCGUGCAUUCCUGUGUUUCUCCUGGUGUCGUGGCCAUUUGUGACCGUUUGGUUGUUGCUGUGUUUAAUGAAUAUAACUGCACUUUGUUCAUGAAGUCCACUGGUAGGGUUUGGUAUUAGGGUUUUGAGUAUCUAAAGUUAUUUUUGUAAAACACAUGAAUCUGGAAUAGUUCAUGUGUUUAGGAGCUGGUGUCGUUUAUUUAUUUAUUUUGUCCUCGAAAGGCUCGUGAAUGCAGAGAUGUUUUCUCCAGCGACUCUUGAAAGGUGGAGACGGGUAAAAGCAGCGAGAGAAGCGGCUACUGUAGGGGGAGCGUCCGCUUACCCGUCACGUCUGUGCUACGCUGUGCCAACGUCUGGGUGACGGUCAGCUCAUUUUAACGGUGGCCAGUGCUGCUGCACUGCUGUGGGAAUAUCAAUGUUGUGAAUGUUUUACCAUAUAAAGCAUGCCAGAAACGGUAUCGACAACAAAAUACCUGAGGAGCUAAUUAAAUAUUGUUCAUCUGAUCAACAGCGGUGGCCUCUUCUUUGAAUUGAUACGCUUUAUCGUCUGCUUUUUCAGGUUCUCCAUGUUGAUUAAAAACAUUUUCACCACACAAAUCGAAAUGAAUUAUUUUUAAUCCAUUAAAUCCAGCGGUUCACAUGAACAACAGUUUCAAGAAUGAAUUUGAAUUAUGAAGCACUUUUUCUAAAUUUCCCCUGCUUUGU